Molecule: messenger RNA, 1572 nt
Organism: Ochlerotatus camptorhynchus
Lineage: Eukaryota; Metazoa; Arthropoda; Insecta; Diptera; Culicidae
Product: piggyBac transposable element-derived protein 4-like
Exons: 2
Coding region: 1-1329 (442 amino acids)
Source: RefSeq, a predicted model, not a curated record
AUGGAUUCAGACACUGCAGCUGAGGAAGAUUUUGAAAUCGGCAUCAAUUCCGAUAUCGAUUUAUCUGACGUGGAUAGUGUAUGGGAGGAAGAACAAGAGGAUCCAAAAGAAAAUGACAUUGUUAGCGCGGAAGAAGAGUUGGAGGAUAUAGCACUGAGCCAUUCACAAGCGUGGUACGAAUCAAAAACAGGAAGCAGUAAACAGUUGCCGAGUGAAGUAGGAAGCACAACCAAAUUGAAGAAAAAGUGUAUCCGAUCAAAGAAAACCGUCAAAGUUCUAAAAAAACCUAAAAUACGAGAAGAGAACCAAGGUCGUCGAAUUGUUAUGGACUUGGUACAACCUUUUCUGGAUCAGGGAAGAGAAGUAGUAGUUGACAACUUUUUUUCCUCAGUAGAUUUGGCAGAAAAACUACUUGAGAGGAAAACUUACUUGACAGGAACUCUGCGUAAAAAUAAAAGAGAAAUCCCGUUAGCAUUUUUGCCUUCAAAAUCUCGCAAAGAGCAUUCAUCUUUAAUUGGGCACAAAAAACGGUUAACAUUAACCUCAUACGUACCCAAAAAGCACAAAGCUGUUCUUGUGCUGUCCAGUAAUCCUCAUAUUCGAGGCAUAUCUUUCUCUGAAAAACAUAAACCAAAUAUUGUAUUGCAUUACAAUGCUUCAAAAGCAGGAGUUGAUACUUUAGAUCAGGUCACAAGAGACACGUCAUGUGCCAGAAUCACGUAUCGUUGGCCUGUGCGAUUAUUUUGGGAUAUUCUUGAUAUUGCUCUGUAUAAUUCGUACAUUAUUUUCAUUACCAAAUAUCCUGACUGGAACAAAAAUAAUUCUGGCAGACGAACGCUAUUUAUAAAAUAUGCAUCUUAUUUUAUGGUAGAAGAUUUCGUUACUCAGAGAUUCGAAAAAUCUGUUGCUGGUGGAAUACCACUUGAAUGUCAAGAUGACAUGCACAUGUUAUUGCAGCACAUCGAUGAAGUACGACGAAAUCUGCCAGGAUACUCACAAAAUGCUGAAAAUGACGCUCAGAGUUCUGCAAACCCUCCUGAAAAUCGUAUUUCUUGUGCAAUAUGUAGCAAUCGUCGCAAAUCUACAACCCUCUCAUGUGAAACGUGCAAACAGUAUUAUUGCCAAAAACAUCGAUGGGAAAAGAAAAUAAUCAGCUGUAUAAAAGACUGCUCAUCAGAUCGUAGAACACACGCCAAAAAAUCUAGGAAGACUGUUUGCGAGUGCGGAAAACGAAGUACAGUAACAUGUGUGAAUUGUAGCUUAUGUAUUUGUUCAAUCCACAGGAAAACAGAAGUGCAAUAUUUUUGUAAAAAUUGCUAUGUGGCUUGAACGGAAAUGUAUUUGGUGCAUUAUUAUUUGUUUUUAUCAGGACUGAAUGAUAAAUAAAAAUUUAAACAAACUAAACAAAAGCCACAAAUCAAUUGGUCUGAAUGAAUGAAAUAAAAAUUGGGGUAGGCUAGGGGUUAGGAGUUAUUUAUCUUUUAAUAGUUUAAACUAUUGGGGCAUAAAAAAAUAAAAUUAAACAUUUGACUUCCAAACCAGCUUCUACAACAGUUUGGUAAAAGCGUAACU